GUCUCCCUCGGCUUCGAUUCUGUUCCAUUCAUUUCCUCUCCAUUUUCUAUAUACAAAUAAAAUCAAAAUCAGUAGUUGAAUCUUAUUUUUUUUAAAAAUUAUUAUUUAUUUAAUCACUGCUUAGCAGUUACCACAGUGGCUAUUAGCUUCAAAACUCUACGAUUUUUGGGCUUUGAUUGUUUGUUGUUUAGCAGAAACAGAUGCCGAUCUCAGCGGAUCUAUCGGAGGUAGUUGGAAGACCGGUGUGCAGAAAUGGAGUUUGGCAUGAUGAAUUGCUUCCUGUUAUCAAUGAUGACCAUGGAGGUGUCAUUAUAGAAAUGAAGGAGCAUAUGGACACUGAAACCUUUCUUGCCAUGCUCAGAGCUUCCAUGUUGCAGUGGAAGCAACAGGGUAAAAAGGGAGUUUGGAUUAAAUUGCCUAUUGGACUCAUACAUCUAGUCGAAACUGCAGUGAAGGAGGGGUUCAGAUACCACCAUGCUGAGCCAAGUUACCUCAUGCUCGUGUUCUGGAUUCCUAAGACCCCUAGCACUAUCCCUGGAAAUGCAACACACCGAGUAGGUGUUGGUGCAAUUAUCUUGAAUGAUAAAAGAGAGGUGCUCGUAGUUCAGGAAAAGAGUGGUCUUCUUCAAGGAACAGGCAUAUGGAAAAUUCCUACUGGGGUUGUUGAAGAGGGCGAGGAAAUUUUUGUGGCAGCAAUGAGAGAAGUAAAAGAAGAGACAGGAAUUGACACAGAGUUCGUGGAGGUCCUAGGAUUCAGGCAAACACACAAGUCUUUUUUCGAGAAGUCAGAUCUAUUUUUCAUAUGCAUGUUGCAUCCACUAUCCUUUGACAUACAGAAGCAAGAGCUGGAAAUUGAGGCAGCCCAGUGGAUGCCAUUUGAAGAAUAUGCAGCUCAGCCUUUUGCCCAGAAGCAUGAGCUUUUCCGAUACGUUAAUGAAUUAUGCUUAGCAAAGGUAGACAGAGGCUAUACUGGGUUUUCUCCUCGGCCUACUGUAUCAAUUUUCAGCGAUCAUUCAUCUUUCCUUUAUUUGAACAAUCAGGACCUGGACAAGUCAAGGUCUGUGAAAAACCCUGAAGAGCAAAACUAGGUCGAUUAUAUACGAUUGAGUUUACUAGGAAACUCUAUUAGUUUUUUUACCUAUUUAUUGACCCCUUUUUCUCCAUCCUCUCUUUAUCUCUUUCUGGUAAUAAAAAAAAAGCAGUGGUGGCAAAAAGUUCUUGGUCU
Molecule: messenger RNA, 1225 nt
Organism: Gossypium raimondii (Peruvian cotton)
Lineage: Eukaryota; Viridiplantae; Streptophyta; Magnoliopsida; Malvales; Malvaceae
Product: nudix hydrolase 10
Exons: 9
Coding region: 201-1088 (295 amino acids)
Molecular function (GO): ADP-ribose diphosphatase activity; NAD binding; NADH pyrophosphatase activity
Source: RefSeq, a predicted model, not a curated record